AUGGCUGAACAUAAGAGCAGUGAACUCGAUCCCAACCCUGUCAUGAUGGCACCCACCAAAUAUGUUGAUCGCCAUGUCCCGACUAUCUCACUUCGGGAUUUCGACUCCCGGGUAGAUGACAUUACACAAGAACUUGUCGACGCUGCUGAAAACCAUGGCUUCUUUUGCAUCGUGGAUCAUGGCAUCAGUCGUGGAUCGAUUGACGAAAUUUUCAAUCAGUCAUCACGCUUCUUCAACCAGCCCGAUUCUAUCAAGUCGCAAGUUCCAUUUUCCCCACAAUACAAUGCAGGAUGGGAGAAGAAUGCACAGAUAAGGCCAUCGACUGGUGCAGUAGAUCGCAAAGAGUCUUAUCAGAUGCAGUUUGGUGAGGGCAUGAAUGGCCGAUGGAUAGAUAACGAGACGCUCCCUGGCUUCCAGGCUGAAGCUCUGGCGUUCAUGCACAAGGUACAGGCAGUUAGCGAAAUGCUAAUGAAGUGCUUCGCUCGUGGACUCAAUUUCGAAGACGACUAUUUUAUCAAGGCGCACGAUGUUAGCCGCCCAGAGUCUCAAACUGUCUGUCGAUUACUACACUACUUCGAAACACCCAAACAACCCAAUUCAACAGGAGAGGUGUAUCACAGGGCCGGCGCACAUGCUGACUGGGACUUUCUGACCUUGCUGUUCCAAAAGGCCGGACAAUCCGGUCUUGAGAUAUGCCCCGGCCGAGAGGUCUCGACAUCUUUCGGCUAUGGUGACUCGUGGACAAAGGUCGAGCCAGAUGUGGAGAAGAACGCCAUUGUAUGCAACGUCGGUGACCUACUCAUGUCAUGGUCCGACGACCGCUUCAAGUCCACGUUCCACCGCGUCAAGGCCCCAUGCGAGCCUGAUGACUUCUACGGCGAGCGCUACAGCAUCGCUUUCUUUAACCAACCGUGUAAAGAUGCAAAGAUUCAGGGUCCACUGAAGAAGUACCCAAUGGUGACUGGCGAGGAAUUUACCCGGAUCGCUAUGAGCCGGAACUAUCAAGCGAUCCAAGAGAAGCUCAAGAAGAAUAAGGAGCCUGUCAUUAGAGCUGGGGCGAGCAUGCCUUCGAUGCCUUUGCCUGCCACAGCAUGA
This is a messenger RNA of Pyrenophora tritici-repentis Pt-1C-BFP, 1095 nucleotides long. Its product is annotated as DIOX-N multi-domain protein. Lineage: Eukaryota; Fungi; Ascomycota; Dothideomycetes; Pleosporales; Pleosporaceae. Gene Ontology annotation, molecular function: 2-oxoglutarate-dependent dioxygenase activity. The record is from RefSeq and is a predicted model, not a curated record.